Molecule: messenger RNA, 1867 nt
Organism: Physcomitrium patens
Lineage: Eukaryota; Viridiplantae; Streptophyta; Bryopsida; Funariales; Funariaceae
Product: serine hydroxymethyltransferase 4
Biological process (GO): tetrahydrofolate interconversion
Cellular component (GO): cytoplasm; mitochondrion
Molecular function (GO): pyridoxal phosphate binding; glycine hydroxymethyltransferase activity
Source: RefSeq, a predicted model, not a curated record
AGGCCCCACCGCCACACCUCCUUCGCUCACCCCCCCCCUUCCCCUCCCAGAUCUACAUUUGCUUCUUUAAACCCCUUGGCCCAGUGCACUUUAGCGUCAUUCUCUCUGCUUCGUCCCGCUUCUCCUCUCUUGGUCUCGACUCCUCAAGCCCAGGGAUCCUCUUCUUGUAGCUGCGGAGAGCGUCGCUUUGUUUCCUCGCAGAAAACAUCGACAAAGGAAUCAUGGGUGAGGAGGCAGUCGAGUACAAGGUCGCCGAGUGGGGAAACCAGUCUCUGGAGGUUGCUGACGAGGAGAUUUACAACCUCAUCGAGCAUGAGAAGGUGCGCCAAUGCCGGGGCAUUGAGCUCAUUGCUUCCGAGAACUUCACAUCUCAGGCCGUGAUCGAAGCUUUGGGGUCCGCCCUUACCAACAAGUACUCAGAGGGGCUCCCCGGAGCCAGGUACUAUGGUGGUAAUGAGUUCAUCGAUCAGAUCGAGAACCUGUGCAAAGCCAGGGCGUUGAAGGCUUUCCACUUGGACAGCGAGAAGUGGGGUGUGAAUGUACAGCCCUACUCUGGCUCCCCUGCUAACUUCGCUGUUUACACUGCGCUUCUCAACCCUCACGAUCGCAUCAUGGGCCUGGACCUUCCCUCGGGGGGUCACUUGACUCACGGAUACUACACAUCUGGCGGGAAGAAAAUCUCUGCUACUUCAAUUUUUUUUGAGAGCUUGCCUUACAAGGUGAACUACGAGACUGGAUACAUCGAUUACGAGAAGUUGGAGGAGAAGGCAAUGGACUUCCGUCCUAAGAUGAUUAUCUCUGGAGGAAGCGCAUAUCCUAGAGACUGGGACUAUGCACGGCUCAGGACUAUUGCUGAUAAGGUUGGAGCCCUGUUGAUGUGCGAUAUGGCACACUACAGUGGUCUCGUGGCCGCCCAGGAAGUGAACCAACCAUUUGAUUACUGUGAUGUGGUGACCACCACGACCCACAAGAGUCUGAGGGGACCCCGCGCGGGAAUGAUCUUCUACAGGAAAGGCCCGAAGCCAGCGAAGAAGGGACAGCCAGAGGGCGCUGUCUACGACUACGAAGACAAGAUUAACUUCUCCGUCUUCCCAUCCUUGCAGGGAGGACCACACAACCAUCAGAUCGCUGCUUUGGCGGUUGCGCUCAAGCAGGUGGAUACUCCUCUGUUCAAAGCAUACGCGAAGCAAGUCAAAGCCAAUGCCAAGGCUAUUGGAGAAGCAUUGAUGAAGAAGGGAUACAAGAUGGUGACUGGCGGCACAGAGAAUCACUUGGUUUUGUGGGAUCUGCGACCUCUCGGACUCACUGGAAACAAGGUGGAGAAAGUGUGUGAGCUUGCCCACAUCACAUUGAACAAGAAUGCCGUAUUCGGUGACAGCAGUGCUUUGGCCCCUGGUGGUGUCCGAGUUGGCGCACCCGCCAUGACAUCUCGUGGGCUGAAGGAGAAAGACUUCGAGCAGAUUGCUGACUUUCUGGAGCGUGCCGUAAACAUCACCUUGAAGGUGCAGAAGGAGAGGGGCAAAUUGCUGAAGGAAUUUAACAAGGGAUUGGAAAACAACGAAGAGAUCGCUGCCCUGAAGAGGGAUGUAGAGAAGUUCUCCAUGUCUUUUGACAUGCCUGGGUUCGAUGUCAACAAACUUAAGUAUGGCAACGAAUAGAGGCUUGCUUAGUCCAUAUUUACUGAACGGUAGUUUUCAGUUGAUAUAGUCAGUCCAGAGAGGUCAGAGGUCUCUACUAAAGCCGUCUCUGGAUUGACCUCUCACAAUUGUAGUUAACCUCUAUUUUUUUAAUACUUGCGCAUGGUGUGCAUUCACCCAACUCUUACAUAUAAUCCACGGAUGCUCCAUAAUGCUAUUAAUGACACGGA